GCUGUCAGAUCAAAUGUAAACAAGAAGGGGAAUUGUAAACACAACGCCGGCAUCAUCGCAGACGGCAGAAUGAGCGUCACGUUGCACACUGAUGUCGGGGACAUCAAGAUAGAGUUGUUUUGUGACGAUUGUCCAAAAACAUGUGAAAAUUUCCUAGCCCUAUGUGCCAGCGAUUACUACAAUGGCAACCUGUUCCAUAGAAAUAUAAAAGGAUUCAUCGUUCAAACUGGUGAUCCAACGGGCACAGGCAAGGGUGGUCAGUCUAUCUGGAAGCGAAAGUUCGAAGAUGAAUUUAAGGAAACUCUAAAGCACAACGAACGAGGCAUGGUGUCGAUGGCGAACAGCGGGCCAAACACAAAUGGAAGUCAGUUCUUCUUUACGUAUGCCGCUCAACCUGCGCUGGAUCUUAAGUAUACGAUGUUUGGCAAAGUUAUUGAUGGAUUUGAGGCUUUGGAUGAGCUGGAAAAACUUACCGUAAAUCCCAAAACGUACCGACCAUUGGUGGAAAAGAAAAUCAACAGUGUAACGAUACAUGCGAAUCCGUUAGCUGGAUAACUGUACUGUGCGUUUGUUCUUUUCAUUCAUACGCUGUAAUAAAAACGCUAACCGCUUUUCUGUGAAAACCACA
This is a messenger RNA of Anopheles stephensi (Asian malaria mosquito), 628 nucleotides long. RefSeq names its product peptidyl-prolyl cis-trans isomerase-like 3. Gene Ontology annotation, biological process: protein folding; protein peptidyl-prolyl isomerization. Gene Ontology annotation, cellular component: catalytic step 2 spliceosome. The record is from RefSeq and is a predicted model, not a curated record. Gene Ontology annotation, molecular function: peptidyl-prolyl cis-trans isomerase activity. The coding region runs from base 70 to 555 and encodes 161 amino acids. Lineage: Eukaryota; Metazoa; Arthropoda; Insecta; Diptera; Culicidae. The transcript is spliced from 3 exons.